UCCUUGACGCUGACGUUUGUCGGGACGCCACGGCCUGCUCCCAUCACGUUACUUGUUAGCUGUUCACACAAGUGACGCUUUAAAUGCCAGUAAGCAUAGAUGGGGGGCAAGAAUAAACAGCGAACUAAAGGAAAUGUUCGGCCGUCCAGUAGCGGCCGAGCGGCUGAGCUGCUGGCCCGGGAAAAUGGUGUGGUUCCGGGGUUCGUUGGCUUCGGCACCACGGCGACUCCGGAGCCGGGGUACGUCCCCGCUGUCCACGGAGCUGAGGACAUAGACAGCCUGGUGGAUGCGGAUUUCCGUCUGGUUCUCAGGAAACUGUCCAAGAGGGACGCUUUCACCAGACUGAAGGCUGUGCAGGAGUUUGGUUCCAUGUGCCAGGAGCGAGAGGCUGAAGUGGUUAAAGGGGUCCUGCCAUAUUGGCCAAGGAUUUAUUGCAAGAUAUCAGUGGACCAUGAUCGACGUGUGAGGGAAGCCACCCAGCAGGCAUUUGAGCAGCUGGUGCUGAAAGUGCGACGCAGCUUGGCCCCCUUUCUGAAGAGCCUGAUGGGCCACUGGAUGCUGGCCCAGUGUGACACCUACACCCCUGCAGCCUCUGCUGCCUGCCAGGUCUUCCAUGCUGCCUUCCCCCCCAGCAAACAGCCUGAGGCCCUCAGCUUCUGCAGGGAAGAGAUCCUUAACGUACUUCAAGACACUUUGUUAAAGGAAACUGCAGACACACUGAGUGAUCCACAAAGUGUGCCAGAGGAGGAAAGAGAAGCCAAGUUUCUCCGCAUGGUGACUAGCUCUCUGCUUGGGGUUAAAAGACUGCUGUCGUUGUUGCCCUCAUCAGACAGGACUGCCCUGGAGGAAAGACUUGCACAUCUUAUCGCUGCAGGGAAGUUCUGGAAGUACGGCAAACACAAAACACCACAGAUACGAGGGGCGUUUUUUGAGGUCCUUUCGGCUCUGUGUGAAUACACCCCGUCACUGGUGCAGAAUGAAGCAGCACGAGCUUGCCCUGCUGUCCUGCUCAGCAUCGAUGACACAGAUCCUGUGGUGUUGCCACCUCUAUGGGAAGCUGUUCUUCAUAUUGUGUCCACCAUCCCUGACUUCUGGACACACAUUAAUUCCAGAAAGGGCUUUUUACCCAAACUUUGGGGUCUUCUGAAGGAAGGUGGCAAGGGCAUGGCAACAGUUCUUCACCCCAACCUGAUGCCUCUCAUCAGCAAAUUGCCCCAAGAGAUCACUGAUCCGGCUUUGGACUUCUACACCAACUUCUUCACUUCACUCAUACAGGGGCUAUCUAGUGAGCGUGCAGUGACAAGUCCAUCAGAGAGUGCAGCUAUAGUGACCGCUGCUGUUGAGUGCUUGAGGUACAGCAUACUGCACAAUACAGCAGAGGGGGAGGAUCAGAGACAAAUAAGGAUCAUGCUUAUUUCACAGCAGCUCUUGCCUCUACUGGACAGGGCUCUUGGUAAUCCCUCCCUUCAGAAUGGUCCUUUCUUUCUAUUGGUCACUGAAAUGCUCAUUUCUUGGGAGAACAGGGCUGGCUUGCAUGGUUGGAGCGGAUCUAAUGGCAGUGAGGACGUCUUUCAGAAGCUUCUGGAGGACUUCUGGGAGGGGCUCAAUCUUUUGUUUGUUCGUUAUACUGAUAAUGAGGAAGCAGACCCCAAGGCUUUGGAAGGUGUGGCCACUUUGCUGCAGGUGAUGCGUUACCCUGAGAGAGUGAGCAGGAAACAGGGCCAGAGGAAGAAAUCUGUCAAGAUCUGUUUCUCAAAGCUGGAGGACAAGGAAGAAAGUGGAGUUGAGGGGGGUGGCGGUGAAAAGCCUGACCUGUCAGUGCCGGCGCUUGAGCCUGAGAAGGCAAUUGGCUCCCUGAAGACUGAGCAUUUGGAAGAUGUGGUGUGCCAGCAGGCACAACUCUGCCUGGUGUAUGUGAACGAGAAGAACUCAGAAAAACACCUCCUCUUCCUCUCCCUUCUCCUGCGGUCCUUCCACACACACAGGGUUUUUGCUACACUUGUGGAAAUGGAUGACAAGAUAACAAAGGAAGGUGAGCAGAGAGAGGAGAUGGACACUUUGAAAAAUCCAGCAAUGCGGUUCCUGUUGGAGCGGGUGGUGGUUUGGCUUGCUGAGAAGGGGCGGACAGACACCGACCACCUGGUGGAGAUGGUCUUCAGCUCACUCCACUGUUGCAGCCAGCAGGAGACCAUUCGCAUCCUCAACCAUAUUGCCACGAUGGAUCUGCAGUGGGGAAUUAUUCUGCAAAUCAUACAAAGGGCAAGUGCAGAUCCUGAGACUCUUAAGAGUUGUGGAGAUUGGUUGAAAGGCUCAGUGCUGGGUGAGCAGCUCCUGGGAUUGGCAGAUGAGCUGUGUAAUCUGAGAGGCAGCUACUCAACUUCCACAUCACCUAAAAGCACCCAUAGCUGGACUCUGAUCAGCCUGGUCCUGUCACAGCGCCACAAUAACGAGCCUCUGAUAGGGGAGGUGUACAUGGAGAAGAUCCUAGAGAAGCUCCAUGCCACUCUGUGUGAGACAAAGGGUCUGUCAGAUGCAGGCAACAUAGAGCCUCUUGUCUCCUUCAUCUGCAACGUGGCCUCCACAUUCUUUUCAUCUGUACAAGACUGUCUGUUGCUCACUUCUGCUGAGGAACUUCUGCUUACCGUCUUCCAGCUCACUGCCCAGGAUCAAACACACACACACCUGUCUGACUCCCUUUUAGAUAAACUGAGGAAAGUGUGUGUAGCUGGGGUUCGGUCAUUGGUCCAACACCCUGAAUGUGAGGUCAGGGAAGGAGGCUUCAUGCACAGUACAGCCCUCUGGAUCAAGAACCAACUACUCACCUCUUCUCUGGACAUUAAGAGUUUACAAAUUCUGGUCCAGGCGGUGCAGAGCUUAGUGGAGACAAUCAACUCUGUCUGUCAUCAAGAUUCCCCCCUCCUUGGCCAGCUCUUCUCUCUCUUGACGCCCAGCCAAAUAGAGUGGACCAGAAUCAGACAGGCCUUACCCCCUCAGUGGGUGAAGAGCCCCUUAUUGUCCAGUCGUCUUCGAGUAGUUUGUGAGUACCCCUGUAUGGACGUGUGGAAGUUUAGGGUCUUGACCAGAUUGCCUGCCCACCUUUGCGCGUGCGCCCUGUUGGGGAGAGUGGCCAACACUGCUGCAGUUGUGCCCCGUGACCAGCAGGAGGCAGACUGCCCCUCACGCCUGCCGAACCUCAAGAACACAGUUGCAGAGCUGCUGUACGCAUUACAGUGGUGCCAGGAGAUGGAGUGCAGCCCUGCUACAGUGUCUGCCUACCACAGGCUGCUGAAUGACUGGGGCCUGUCAAAAGGACUCCACAGUCAGGUUCCAGUUAAAGACCUGCUGGCGACACUCUACACGAGGUCAGUUGAGGAGGGAGGUCUAUGGUCCCUGACUCUGGAGAACUACAUCCAGACCAACAACUUGGCCGCCACUGACAGUACCACCAUUACAAAUCUCUACAGAAGUGCAGACAGUCUAUUUCCAGUAUGUCAGAGCAGACUGAGCACACUGCAGGUGCUCUGUCCCACCAUGACCAAAGAAGACAGAGAGACUCUCACAGCUCUGGCUACUGCAGGAAUGAUCAACUGGCAGGAGAAGAGCGAGAAUAACAAUGUGUGUGACUGUCUUGCAGUCCUGCUGUGCUGUCUGAAAGCAAACACAGCAGUACAAGAAGAGGUCCUCCAGGCAAUCUUGGCCACCAUGAUGGAGUGGAGGAACAGUAAGGAGGACUGGUUCCUCUUUAGCAGCAACCUGUCCAAAGUGUCUGCAGCACAGUUGAUGCUCACUGUGGAGAUGAUGCGUUUCCUGUCAUGGCUAGUGACUAAUUCUCCCACAGUUCUCAGCAGUGGCCAGUGGGACUUCUUGCUUUGCUCUAUGCUAGCCUGGCUGGAGACUGCCAGUGAAAAUGUGAGUAAUCUGUGGAACCCAUGGGUGCAGCUGUUUGUGUGUGAGAACACGGCACUGAUAGUGAAGCUGAACCAGUUCUUCACAUCACCUUCUUCUGCUGUACUGGAGAAACUGCCACCAGAACUGUCUGGUGAAUGGACGGACUUUUUCAUAGAGGGAAUCUACAGCCUACUGUUGCCGCUGCCCAUCAAAAUCACAGAUGCCUUCACUGAACCAGAUGACCCUCUAUUCCCAUUGGCUGUACUGCAGUCUGUGGGCGUGGCUCUGACAUAUGUGCCUGUGCAGCAGCUAAGCCAGAACAGCCUGCCAGCACGAUUCAUAGCGGACCAGAAAACCAACCUGCCAGAACCUCUCCAAACACUCCUCAACACGCUCUGUCCUUUGCUGCUGUUCAAGGCCAGGCCUCUGCAGAUCACUGCCUACCACCUGCUGGAUAAGGUAAUGCCUCAGCUGCCUGAGUGUGAUGGAGAAGGAGACAACAGCAAGUCUGAUGAUGAUGCAGAGGAGCCAUGCCUGUCUCCCCCAGCACCACUGAUGUCCAUCCUGUCGGCCUGUGAGGAGCUGUGUGAAAGUAUCCUGGCAGGGGUCCAGGUAGGAGAGUUCGCUGUGGUCCAGCCUCUUAGCGUGGAGUACUCCUGCAUCCUGGGAUACCUACUGGCCUGGAAGCUCCUCCUCACUUUCUUCAAAUCCUCGCCCUCCCAUCUGCGUGUCCAGUAUUCUCUGUAUCUUAAGAGAAGCCGCUCCCUUCAUAACCUCCUCCUCCACCUCUUCAAAAUGAUGCCUGAAAACCCUGUCUACCCAGGUCAGGGGGGAGAGACGAAGGAGACCCGAACCCUCUUCACAGAGAGCCUGUCUCUGGCUGUUGACAAAAGUGAGGGUGUUCAGUGGGAGCUCCUUCAUUUGGCGUGCAGUGUGUACUAUAGCGCAGUGCAGGACCUGCCUGCCAUGGUGCGGCUGUGGUGGAACAGCCAGGAGAAGAGAGUGUGUACAACUGUGGAGAAGUUCACUACGAAAUAUGUCAGUCCUGUACUGUCGGCCCAGGAGAUCUCAUCUGUCCACUCCAGCACUCAAACAUUUGACAGCAUGACUGUGAAGGCUCGCUCAGUGGCGCGGGAGGUGAUUGCUACAUAUUCUGUGGAUGAUAUCUUCAUCGAGUUGGUGAUUCAGCUGCCCCAGAACUAUCCUCUGGGCUCCAUCACUGUGGAGAGCGGACGGAGGGUGGGUGUGUCCGUGCAGCAGUGGAGGAACUGGAUGCUGCAGCUAAGCACCUACCUAACACACCAGAAUGGUAGCAUAAUGGAGGGUCUGGCCCUGUGGAAGAACAACGUGGAUAAGCGUUUUGAGGGAGUGGAGGACUGUAUGAUCUGCUUUUCUGUUAUCCAUGGCUCCAACUACUCUUUGCCCAAAAAGGCCUGCCGCACUUGCAAGAAGAAAUUCCACUCAGCGUGUUUGUACAAGUGGUUCACUUCCAGCAAUAAAUCCACCUGUCCACUGUGUAGAGAAACCUUCUUCUAAUGCCUUGACUGUGGCCAAAACUUGGACUGAUGAAAGAACAACCUCAAAGACUCACAAGCAACACAGCUGGGUCAGCCAGAUUGUGAUUCCUGAAGAAGGGAUGCAAAAGAGGAUAUGAAGAAGCACAUUACUAUAUUAAAGUCUAAAUUAAGGUAUAAUUAGACCUCCAUCUGGGAGACAACAAUGUUACAGGCUUUCUCUGACUAAAAUGGCAACAUUAAUGCACCAAUUAAUUCAGGAAAUCUUGCUUUGUGCUCGCUCCAAAGUGUCUCAAGGAUCGGGAUGGCCAAACCUAAUCAGUGCUGAAGAGGAGGUCUCAGCUCAAGAACAGUAAAGUUUAAUAAUAAUUACCUGUUGGCUUGGUGACCUUUAUGUCUAUAGUGAUUACUGUGGGUUGAUAAGCAAUCAACAGUCUGUUUUUCCUAGUGCUGUGUUGUUCCAGUGCAGUGUAAAUAGCUCACUGCUGAUUGUUUUUGUGGUAUUCAUGAGUUUUUUGUUUUUUUUGUUUGUUUGUUUUUUUUUUAUCCCUUUUGAGUACUUUGAUUUUCAAAGACAUAGGAAGAAAAGGGGGAAUCACAAAGUGAGAAGACCAGUGCUGGUAAAAUCCAUUGGGUCUUUGCAAUUUUUAUGUUGAGUUUGAGUAGAAUUAUUACAUAAGUUGAAAAAUAGAUGGUUCCAAGUAAUGCUUCACAAAUAUUUCCUAAUAUUUAGGAGCAAUAAGAGAUAAACUCUGAUUUGUGACAUAUUAUACCGUCAUAACAUGAUGAGAUACAGAAAAAAGCAGGAUAGGGAACUUCUUUAGGGAAGAGUUUUUAUUUCAACAUGAUUCCAGUGCUCACAAUCUAUCUAUACCCAAUAAUAUCUGCCUUCCCUCUGCCUGUGUGUGCCCUGCAUAUGCCUGUAAAGGAUGCUGGAAAAUAAUAAAUCGCAGUUGAAUGGACAGCUA
Messenger RNA from Myripristis murdjan (pinecone soldierfish), 6370 nucleotides. It is a transcript of the gene ltn1, whose product is annotated as listerin E3 ubiquitin protein ligase 1. Lineage: Eukaryota; Metazoa; Chordata; Actinopteri; Holocentriformes; Holocentridae. Gene Ontology annotation, cellular component: RQC complex; cytosol. Gene Ontology annotation, molecular function: ribosomal large subunit binding; zinc ion binding; ubiquitin protein ligase activity. Gene Ontology annotation, biological process: ribosome-associated ubiquitin-dependent protein catabolic process; rescue of stalled cytosolic ribosome. The record is from RefSeq and is a predicted model, not a curated record. The transcript is spliced from 32 exons. The coding region runs from base 100 to 5424 and encodes 1774 amino acids.